Aspergillus calidoustus is the source of this 1540-nucleotide messenger RNA. Lineage: Eukaryota; Fungi; Ascomycota; Eurotiomycetes; Eurotiales; Aspergillaceae. The record is from the annotation of a GenBank genome assembly.
CUUUUGUCUGCGAGGCAGUGUUGGUGCUUCCCCAGCGCCCUGCAGAGCAGGGUCAUAAAUACGACCGUCACUCUCGUGUCUCUGCCCUUCUCCUUUGUCCUUUUGGCAGCAAACCGAAACUCCCGAGUCACAACAGCAGACAUGGCUCCUCGACGCGGCGGUGGUUAUGGUGGCGGCGGCGGCUCAAGCGUCUCCUGCAGCGAUAGCGCUUUCAGCUGGGAGGGUUCGCGAGUCACGAUUGCCUUUCACGCACUGUUCUUCCUUGUCGCUCUCGUGCUCUCAAUCAUCGGGUCCAGCAAGGCCAAGCGCGCAAAACAGAAUGGGCGGCCCCUCGUCGCCUGGCCGUGGCUCUACACUUCUAUCGUCUUUGCCAUCUUCGUAUACAUCAUCUCGAUCAUCCUCCUGGUCCUCUCCGAGUGCGCAAUCUCCUAUUCGGACGAGAUCUACCCCGGAUACAUUGUCAGCAACUGGCUCUCCGAAAUCUUCUUCUUCAUCCUCAACGCCGUGAUCCUCACCUCCUUCUCCAAGAAACUCCACACCGACUUCGGGCAGGGGCCCGCGACCCUACUGGGUGUGCAGAAGGGUUACGUUGUGCUACUCCUCGUCCUCAUGGUGACAGCCUGCUCCCUCGAAACGGCGUACCUUGUCCUCGGCAACUCGGAUGAUUACUCGGAUCGCCGGAAAAUAUACGACCUCGUUGAGCCACGGAAAGGGAUUUGGACGACGUACUAUACUCUGUCUGUUCUGGGGAUCCUCAUCGCCUCCGGGACAAUUGUCAAGAGUGUCUUUGGCGGAGCUGGGUUUUCGCGUCCGAGGAAACUCACCAGCUGGGUCUCCGCCCUCCUCAUCGGCGCCCUGGGCUUCAACCUCACCCAACUCGGCGGCUACGUCAACGUCAUGUUCAAAAACACCGCAUCCCUCUCCAGCUCCGAGAUUGUGGAUCUCCAGCGGUCCCAGCAGGCCGUCUACUUCCUCAUCUCGUUCUUCUACUUUGUCGCCUUCUACGCUGCACUCGAGGUCGGCGCGUUCGGUGCGCAAACGCCGGCGGCAAACCCAGCCUACGCUGCUCCUGGGGUCGCGCAGUCGCAUAACCCGGUCUACCCGCAGCAUCAGCAGCAGGGGUUUAACUCGGGGUAUCAUUCGGGGUUCUCGAGUAACCCUGGCCCGCAGUAUCCAGGGCAGGAGACGGCGUAUCAGAGUAAUAACGUUGAGUACCGGGUGCGGUAGUCAUGUCAUUGUCUCGUGCACAAAUUAGUAGGGUGUGGGGAUGUUUAUGUUAUUUUCUUUUUUUUGUUCGAUUCCCAUGAAGCGUUCAGUCGCGAUACCUUUUUUCCUAUUCUGUCCUAACGACUUGACAUGUGAUGCUCAUGUCAUGGCAGUCUCCUCAAUCAUGUAUCUACCAAGAAAUAUUCUCGACACAUGGCAGAUUUGUAUAGAUCCCCCCCUUCAUCCUCGUCCUUCCCCCUCCCAUUGGCCAGAUUCGAACAAAACCGAGCGGAUCCUGUUAUAUGUUCGGUUCGGCAAUCUCGUGCGAAUACCA